This is a messenger RNA of Dothidotthia symphoricarpi CBS 119687, 918 nucleotides long. RefSeq lists its product as uncharacterized. Gene Ontology annotation, cellular component: RAVE complex. Lineage: Eukaryota; Fungi; Ascomycota; Dothideomycetes; Pleosporales; Dothidotthiaceae. Bases 1 to 918 code for a protein of 305 amino acids. The record is from RefSeq and is a predicted model, not a curated record. The transcript is spliced from 2 exons.
AUGUCCACCGCCGUCUGGCCGCCCAUUGAGGCUGCCCAACUCGCCGACGAGCAGACGGCGUCGCAGGCGCGCGAGCUCGAAUGGCUGCUGGUGCAGCUGCGCGAGACUCUGCAGGCACUCAAGGCGGGCCUCGAAGAAUGCGCCGCCCUGCUCGCGCCCUCUGAACACGGCUCGACGCUGGUGCUGUCUUCGGUGCGCUCCGAGAGCCUCAAGGGGCUGGUCACGCGUGUCGGCACGCGCAUCGUCAAGGGCAAUGUCAAGCUGCGCCUUGCGAGCCUCCCACCGCCGCGCGGCUCGCCCACGCACGACCUGGUCAUCUCGUCGGCGCCGCAUGCCCCGACGCUGGUUGUCCCCCAGCUCACGGCGGUGCGCACCGCCAUCAACAGCUGCCUGGAUGUCAUCGACGUGGCGGCCUGGGGCGGCGACGCGACCAAGGCCAGCUUCCUCGCCGGCCAGCUGCAGCUGCUGCACGACCACAUCCAAGAAGCCCGCCAGUCGCUCAAGGGCGCCGCGCAUGUCCAGCUGCCGUGGUGGGAGGCGCCCGUCGACGACAAGACCUUCGACCCGCCGUUGCCGGCCAACGUCUCGUUCCACCUGUUCGUCUUUGACGCUGCCCUCGUCGUCGAAGUCCGCACCCUCGAGCCGCAGCCGUCGGCCGACGAGUCCUUCUCAGGCUUCAGCAUCCGCGACCGGCUGACUGUCGCGCUGGGCGGCACCCGCACGCCUGCCCACGACGAAGCCGACCGCACCUUCAAGUACAAGGGCCAGAACGUGCGCGUCAAGGAGAAGAUCAGAGUCGAGAGCCAGGACCCGGCCCUGAUCUCAGCCUCUGCCAAGCUCAAUGCCCUCGAGCACAGCAUGAUGCUGAGCCGCAAUGCCCUCAAUAUCGUCAUGGGCGGCGAUGAGCAGCUCGACUGA